Macrosiphum euphorbiae (potato aphid) is the source of this 399-nucleotide messenger RNA. The record is from the annotation of a GenBank genome assembly. NCBI's taxonomy places the organism in Eukaryota, Metazoa, Arthropoda, Insecta, Hemiptera, Aphididae.
AUGGUAUAUGCAUUAACCGAAGCAGCAUAUAAGUCAUUUUUUAGAGUAGUUAGAAGAGUACUACCAUUAAAUUAUGCACAAAUCACUAUUAUUACGGAUUAUGAAAGAGCUUUAAUGACCGCCGUAAAAAGUAUUUUUCCUGAAAGUAAACUUCGUGGUUGCUGGUUCCACUUCUGUCAAUCCGUUAUCCAAUACUGCCGAAAGAGUUUAAAUAGUGUAUUCCACUUAUUCCAAAAUAACCCUGAAGCAAAUAGAGUUCUGCGUAUGGUUUUAGCAUUACCACAUCUUCCUGCAGAAAUACACCCGGAAUGUCGUUUUACUAUGAGCGAUGGGUUUCAUGCUAUAAUUGAAUAUGUAAACCAGUAUGACCAUAUUUCGGAACGCCUUCAUAAUUUUUAA